AUGGCACCUCCCUCUCCCCCUCAACCCUUGACCAUCCUUCCCUUCCCCCUUGAAGUCUUUCUUCCCAACGAAGUUCAACCGUGGGAGGUGAAUGAAGAAGAUGAAGAGGUGAACUCUGAGGAGCUUCGGUUGAAGGCCGAAAAGGAUGCUGAAGAUGCUGCUUACGAAUACUUCAUGGUGUCUUCUUCCAGGCGCAAGAGAAGGCAUAGGGUCUUCCAAGAGGGCUCUGACUCAAGCACUUCCUCUAAAGCCAAGUCUGAUGCUAACUCUAAGGAGUCAGAGUCUUCUGACAAAUCCGACUCUAGAGAUGAUGAAGGCGAAAAAGUGGAAGAGGACAUGACUCUGGAUUACCCUCAAGAGGAUUCUGCCUCUGAGGUUGAUGAGGAUGCCCACAAGCCUCGUUCUCCUUAG
Quercus robur (English oak) is the source of this 411-nucleotide messenger RNA. RefSeq lists its product as uncharacterized. NCBI's taxonomy places the organism in Eukaryota, Viridiplantae, Streptophyta, Magnoliopsida, Fagales, Fagaceae. The transcript has a single exon. Bases 1 to 411 code for a protein of 136 amino acids. The record is from RefSeq and is a predicted model, not a curated record.